Miscanthus lutarioriparius is the source of this 1245-nucleotide messenger RNA. The record is from the annotation of a GenBank genome assembly. NCBI's taxonomy places the organism in Eukaryota, Viridiplantae, Streptophyta, Magnoliopsida, Poales, Poaceae.
AUGGCGCGUCUCUUCCUCCUCCUCCUCUUUCCCUCUCUUCUCCUCCGUCACCGGGCUCAGGCGCAGCGACUUCCCGCCGUCCUUCCUCUUCGGCGCCAGCACGUCGUCUUACCAGUGCCUGAUGACAUAAUUGAAGGCGCCUACCUAGAAGACAACAAGGGCCUGAACAAUUGGGAUGUCUUCACCCAUAUUCAAGGAAAGAUUGCGGAUGGAAGCAAUGGUGACGUGGCCGCUGACCAUUAUCAUCGAUACAAGGAGGACAUAGAAAUGAUGCAUUCGAUUGGCCUCGACUCUUACAGAUUCUCAUUGUCCUGGUCGAGAAUACUUCCAAAGGGUCGCUUCGGAGAUGUUAAUCCGGCAGGCGUUAAAUUCUACAACAGUCUCAUCAACGGCAUGCUACAAAAAGGGAUACAACCAUUUGUGACGAUCAACCACUAUGACAUACCCGAGGAACUCCAACAAAGAUACGGCUCCUGGUUGAGCCCAGAGAUUCAGGAGGACUUCACCUACUUUGCUGAGCUUUGCUUCAAGAUGUUUGGUGACCGAGUAAAGCAUUGGGCUACAUUCAAUGAGCCAAACCUUAUGGCAAAGCUCGCAUACUUCAACGGCAAAUAUCCACCAAGCCACUGUUCCAAGCCAUUUGGGAAAUGCGAUUCUGGGAAUUCAUCAACUGAGCCCUACAUUGCAGCGCAUAACAUGAUAUUAGCUCAUGCAAAGACGGUCAAUAUCUACAAAAAGAAUUACAAGGCCAAGCAAGGUGGCUCUGUUGGAAUUUCACUACAUAUGAAAUGGUAUGAACCACUGAGGAAAAUCACAGAGGACCACUUGGCAAUAAGCCGAGCUCGGUCUUUCGAAGAUCAAUGGUUCCUGGAUCCCUUGUUCUUUGGUGACUAUCCACACCAAAUGCGCCAAAUCUUAGGUUAUGCCCAAAAGGGCAAUAGCAGCACCACAGCAGAAGAAUCAAUUAUUGAUACCGAAAGGUCAAGUUACAUUCAUGACUACCUCACUUACCUGAGCUUUGCAAUAAGGAAAGGAGCAGAUGUGAGAGGUUAUUUUGUGUGGUCUUUGAUGGAUACCUUCGAAUGGAACGCUGGUUACACCAUAAAGUAUGGUCUUUGUCAUGUGGAUUUCAAGCCACUAAAGCGAACACCAAAACUGUCUGCUAAAUGGUACAGCAAGUUUAUCAAGGACUAUGAACAGAUAGAGAUGGCCUCUGAAGAAUCACCUAAUCAUAUGGUUUCCUAG